UACAGUAUAUCGAUCAGAUUCAUAGAGAUCAUUCAAGACGCGUAUUUCGCAAAUACAGCGGAUAUCAAAAAUAGAUUAUUUUCUUGUAGUGUAAUGUUUUAAUGCGAGCAAACAGACUUGUUUAUCCACUCUUGGGCGCGGAUGAGCAGGUAUCUGUGUCACCUGAGGGCGGUUUCAAAGUAUAAAUACAUGCACCAGAAUGGUAUUUCCAUACAGAGAGCAAGACCAGACAGGAGUGUUUACGGACGUCUUAAAUAUUUUGAAAUUCUCAACAUGAGUGACCAACAACAACAGCAGGGUUGCGGAGGCUCUGGCUCCGAGAGCUCAGGAGAUGAAUGUGGACAGAAGCAUGGAAAGGGCCAAGGCAAAGGAAAAGGAAAAUGCCAGCAAGGGCAAGGGCAAGGGCAAGGUCAAGGACACGGUCAUCAUGGUCAUCAUGGUCAUCAUGGUCACGGUCAUGGAGGAGAACAUGGGAAAAAGGGGCCAGCAUGUGAGCAGCAAAAAGGAAAAAAGUGUUAAGAUCAUGUAUGGUGGUCCAUGCUAGUCCUCAUGCUUUACAUAUCAAAACCGCUCCAUAUUGCAUCCAAAUAAUGACAUUAAAUCACUGUUAAACGA
Molecule: messenger RNA, 615 nt
Organism: Puntigrus tetrazona (Sumatra barb)
Lineage: Eukaryota; Metazoa; Chordata; Actinopteri; Cypriniformes; Cyprinidae
Product: type 1 phosphatases regulator YPI1
Exons: 6
Coding region: 142-519 (125 amino acids)
Source: RefSeq, a predicted model, not a curated record